This is a messenger RNA of Elgaria multicarinata webbii, 1967 nucleotides long. RefSeq names its product methyltransferase 6, tRNA N3-cytidine (gene METTL6). NCBI's taxonomy places the organism in Eukaryota, Metazoa, Chordata, Lepidosauria, Squamata, Anguidae. Bases 184 to 1077 code for a protein of 297 amino acids. The record is from RefSeq and is a predicted model, not a curated record. The transcript has 6 exons.
AAGCGCUCCGCGCCGGGCAAGGAACAGCAGCAGGCCGCGACGGCCCGCCGGAAUUGGAGUCCCUUCUCGUGGUGCCUGAGAGACCGAGGAAGCCUCUACGGGAGAAGAGAAGAGUGGGGAGGGUCAAUUAUGAUAAUUAAGGAAUAAAACAACUCUGAAUCUUCAGUGUCCUUCUUAAUUAAGAUGAAUGAAUCCAGGCCUCUGCAAGGUGACUCAUUGGUUGCUCAGCUUGAUGUUGUAAUCUCUGCUUGUGAAGAUGAGCCUUUCCAAAAGAGAGGGCACAAGACAAGAAUACUUAGUCCUGAAGAAACCAAAAAACUGGCUGAAGAUCAAAUCUUAGUAUCCAACUUCAAGCAAGAGAAACUUGAGAAAGAGGCACAAAAGAAUUGGGACCUUUUUUACAAAAGGAACAGCACCAACUUUUUCAAGGACAGGCACUGGACUACAAGAGAGUUUGAAGAGUUAAAAGCCUGCCGUGAAUUUGAAGCUCAGAAGCUGACAAUUCUUGAAGCAGGCUGUGGUGUUGGGAACUGUUUAUUUCCACUUUUAGAAGAGGAUCUGAAUAUCUUUGCAUAUGCCUGUGAUUUCUCUCCCCGAGCUGUGGAAUAUGUAAAGCAAAAUCCUUUAUAUGAUACCCAGAGAUGCAAAGUAUUCCAGUGCGACCUUACCAAAGAUGAUCUUCUGGAAAAUGUUCCAUCAGAUUCUUUGGAUGUUGUUACGUUAAUAUUUGUACUUUCUGCCAUUCAUCCGGAAAAGAUGCAUUUAGUUUUGCAUAAUAUUUAUAAGGUAUUAAAACCAGGCAAAUGUGUGCUGUUCAGAGAUUAUGGUCUCUAUGAUCAUGCAAUGCUGAGGUUUAAAUCUGCUAACAAGCUUGGAGAAAACUUCUAUGUAAGACAAGACGGAACCAGAUCAUACUUUUUCACCGAUGACUUCUUGGCGGAACUUUUCCUGUCUGUGGGAUAUGAACAAGUGAUCAAUGAAUAUGUGCUACGUGAAACUGUGAAUAAGAAGGAAGGCCUGUGUGUGCCAAGAGUUUUCCUCCAAAGCAAAUUUCGAAAGCCUCAAAGGGAAACAUAACUUUUGUGGAUUUGGAGUGGGACUUUUGGUUGUGUUCAGAUGUUACACUAAACUAUGCUUUAGUGUUAUGACAAUGAACCUAGCCUUCCAGUGGGUUCAUGCACUCCUCACUUCCCUCUCCUCUUCCAGUACAGCAAUAAGAGGAGUUGGAAGCUUCCACUUCUGUUUUAGAUUAACCACAGUUUAACAUGUCAUCCGAAAGCUAAACCGUGGUUAAUCUUAACUGUGGUUAGUGGAAACAAGCUAGUUUCUAUGGUGUGAAGUUAACUCAUUUGGGGCUGUUCAUACAAGACACUAACCCACCUACAGUGGUUGAGUGUGGGUUGUUGUUGAACUGUGGGUUGUUUCUUGAAGCGUGGGGAUGUUAAGCCAUGAACUGGGGCUUUUUAAUCAUCCUGAACGACCCAACAAGAAACCAUGCAUUCUUAAAGUGGCUUGUUUGAGAAAAAUAAGCCGCCUUUGUGAAGGGCUCCUUACAGCUGUGCUGGAGGUGUGGGGGAGCAGUGUGCAAGCCUUGGAGGAGGCUAUGUUAAUUGUAACACUAAACUAUGGUCAAAUGUAACAUCUGAGCCAGCUCAUUAUAUGGCUAUUCCACAGUAGUUUCCUUUGCUUGCACUAUCACAAAGACUGCUUUUCCAGAAUGACAGAAUCGCUCUGCCAAAGCUGCUCUCUGUUGUUUUCUUAUCGUUGCUGCAAGUGAAAAACCCUCAGAACAAGGGAAUGGGUCACACAACUGAGAAGCCACCAUGUCUGAUCAUGGCUCAGGUUUAUCUACCUUAAAGCUAAGCCUGGAUAAUACAUUGUUUUGAAUAAAGUAUGUUCUGCUUUUAAUUAAUCUUUUCACGAGCAGGCGGAGGAAUGUUCACAAAUGUUUAAAUUUUCUUAAAGAA